Molecule: messenger RNA, 419 nt
Organism: Amoebophrya sp. A25
Lineage: Eukaryota; Dinophyceae; Syndiniales; Amoebophryaceae
Source: the annotation of a GenBank genome assembly
CUUGAGAAAGAAGAAGCGCCGACUUAUGAAGACGAUAAAAUGUGUUAGCAUCAUGAUCGGCGAUGAUAUAUUAAGAUAAUUGCUGAAGAUGAAGAUGCAAAAGCAGUAGUGGUAAAGUAGGUGUUUAUCAAUCAACAUGAUGGCUGCAAUUCCUGAAUGUCAAUAUUACUCGACACCUAGUUCUUGCUACUACAUACUUUCAACGCUACGGAUGACACUUUCUAGAACUUCUCUACGGAAGAUGGCGUCCACUUCUUGGUCAUCCAUAGACUGGAACUCUACAACAGCAGAGCGUCCCUACUGAAAUUCUACAGCAAAGCACUACUAUCAAUAAGAUGCUUGGUGGAGAGUCAGUCACUGUCACAGUCUGGGUGCUUGUGUCAUUAGUUCUACUUUUGACGGUUAGCACAGCUGCAAGG